Messenger RNA from Durio zibethinus, 4019 nucleotides. Its product is annotated as serine/threonine-protein kinase Nek5-like. Lineage: Eukaryota; Viridiplantae; Streptophyta; Magnoliopsida; Malvales; Malvaceae. Gene Ontology annotation, cellular component: cortical microtubule. Gene Ontology annotation, molecular function: ATP binding; protein serine/threonine kinase activity. The record is from RefSeq and is a predicted model, not a curated record. Gene Ontology annotation, biological process: protein phosphorylation; microtubule-based process.
UUAUGUUGAGUCCCAGCUGGUUCUGUCGGCGUAGAGUAUCAUAGCAUUCCCAUAAGCAGUGGAAUUAAGUUUUACCUUUGGUUAACUACUAACCGUCUUGCUUAGAUACUUAACCACCUCUCUCUAUUUCUCUCUACAAAAUUCGUAACUGAAAAAAAAAAAAAUUUACAAUAAUUCCUCUGUUGUUUCCUGCUAUAGAGUGAAGUGAAAGUGAAAGCUUUAGAGAACUCAACAGCAAUGAAAAAAGGAGAGGAUGAUCGGAGACGAAGAUUUCGAUGCCUUUGAAGAAUGAUCGUUAAAACGGUUCGUUUGGUUAUUGAAACGCAUUGGCAGCAUUGGAAUUGAACUGAAGAUUCCGGCAAUGAUUUCGAGAUCCGAAGAAAAAAAAACUUUUAAGACAAAAAUGUAUUGAUUUUUCGUCUUUUUUUUUUCUUUUUUUCUCCUCUUAAUUUCUCUUUUUGUUCGUAAUUUUGACUUGAAAAAAAAUCGAGUAAAAAGUUAAAAGCAAUGGAGUCUCGGAUGGAUCAUUAUGAGAUCAUGGAACAGAUCGGCCGUGGUGCUUUCGGUGCAGCCAUUCUCGUUCAUCACAAAUCCGAGAAGAAAAAGUACGUGUUGAAGAAGAUCAGAUUGGCGCGGCAAACGGAGCGUUGUAGGAGAUCUGCACAUCAAGAAAUGGCACUAAUUGCGCGAAUUCAGCAUCCUUACAUUGUUGAAUUUAAGGAAGCUUGGGUUGAGAAAGGUUGCUAUGUUUGCAUUGUUACUGGAUACUGUGAAGGUGGUGAUAUGGCUGAAUUGAUGAAAAAAUCAAAUGGGGUGUAUUUCCCUGAGGAGAAACUUUGCAAGUGGUUUGCACAGCUACUUCUGGCUGUUGAAUAUCUGCAUUCAAAUUUUGUUCUGCAUCGUGACCUAAAAUGUUCCAACAUUUUUCUUACCAAAGAUCAAGAUGUCCGCCUUGGGGAUUUUGGGCUUGCCAAAACUCUGAAGGCAGAUGAUUUGGCUUCCUCGGUGGUUGGAACUCCCAAUUACAUGUGUCCUGAACUGCUUGCUGAUAUUCCUUAUGGUUUCAAGUCUGAUAUCUGGUCUCUGGGGUGCUGUAUGUAUGAGAUGGCUGCUCAUCGCCCUGCUUUUAAAGCUUUUGACAUGGCAGGGUUGAUAAGCAAGAUAAAUCGUUCCUCUAUUGGCCCUUUGCCCUCUUGCUACUCUCCAUCCUUGAAAACACUUAUCAAAGGCAUGCUAAGAAAAAAUCCAGAGCAUCGACCCAGUGCAUCAGAACUUUUGAAGCACCCUUAUUUGCAGCCAUAUGUUGAUCAGUAUCGUCCGUCCUUCAGCUGCCCGUCAACGAAUUGCUCAGUGGAUAAGCAUAUUUCCACUGGUCGUGAUAAUAGGAAAAAUAUGGCUGAGAGUCAGAAUAGUAAUAGCUCAUGUAGUGAUAAAGAUAGUUUGCUUUCAGGUGACAGAAACACUGCCACAAUGGUUUCAACUAGCAAUAGUAAGGUCACUGACACGGAUUCAAUUUCUAAUGACGAUGAAGAUGGCACUGAGCAGCACCCGCCAAGGGAAGAAGAGAAUGGCCCCGUUAUUUUCACUGGCAAAGUUGAUGAAAAAGGAAUGAUGAAACCUUCUUAUGCAGAACGGGGAUCUAAUGUACAAUCAAAGCAACCAAAAACCAUCAAAAGUAUAAUAAUGGCUUUGAAAGAAGGGAAAGUAAGAGAAAAUAUUUCCCCAAUGAGAGGCAACUGUGCGAAAGUUGUAGGUGGAUUGACUCAAAGAAAUAAUGUAGAGGCAUCACCCAAAGUUCUCAAACCACCUGCCCCUGCUCUGGGUUCAAAGUCUAAUGCAGAUACCGCUACUGUUGUUUCAGGAAAAGUACCAUUAGAUUCUGCAAAAAAUAUACCAGUAUCACACCAUUUGAAGCAGCAGUUACCUGUAAUUGAAUCCUCCCCAAAGACUAAACCUAGACAUGAAGGGAUUCCUCCCCUUGCGCCUACGAAGCAUGUUGCUGAAGAUGGACUAUCUUCUAAGCCUAGGCAAAAAACUCCUCCUUCCAACGUUGCAAUAAGAUCAUCAAUUUCCGGAAGAAUGAAGCAUGCCGGAACUGAUGCUUCAAAUGGAGCAUGUAACAUACCAAAGUUAGGAUAUACAGGAAUAAACCAGAGCCAUGAAGCUAUUCCUCAUCAACUGCCCAAUGGUUGCCUUACAAAUGUUUCCAGGGAGAUUACACAAGAGGUUGAGAUAGCUCUAACUGGAGCAACCAAGGGGGUGCAAGCAGAUAGCGGCAACUCUAUCUCAUCUUCAAUCUCAAUUCAAGCAUUUGAGAUUUGUGAUGAUUCAAAAACCCCUUUUAAUGACAUGACAGGACAGACACAAGAUCAUGAGAUAAUCACUCACCUCAAGAGCUUGGAAUUGCAUCCACCAUGUAGCUCACCUGCUUCUCUGCAAUCAGAAAUGCCCGAGGUUCUGUUGAGAGAAAGCCUUGGGCACGAUCAUAAAUCUGUCACGUGUUCUACUGAAGAAUCUGGUCCUAUCCAGGAUCUUAUGCAUUUCACAUCAGUUGAUGCAAAAGUGAGUUUGAGUGCCCCUUUGAACCUUCCAGUCCUGAGUUCCACAGAAAUUUCUGUUUGUAAAGAUGAUAUAGCUGUAAGCAGGACAAUUAGUAUGGAUGAUACUCCUUUAAGCAGGACUAGUAGGGAUGAUGCUACUUUAAGCAGGACAAGUAGUAGGGAUGAUGCGCCUAUAAACAGGCCAAACAGCAGGGAUGGUGCCCAUAUAAGCGGGUCAAGUAGCAGGGAUGAUGCCCCUAUAAUUAGGUUAAGUACUGGGGAAGAUGCCCCUGUAAGUGGGCCAACUACUGGAGAGGAUUGCCCCAUAAGCAGGCCAAGUAGUAAGGACGAAACUGUGGCAAGCAGACCUAGUAGUAGGCCUGAUAUGAUGCUCCAUUCAAAUCUUUCUUCUGCAUCAAGUGGUGAUGACAAGUUCACCGUAAUGGAACUUCUCUCAUCAGUUGCAGAAACUAUGCCUUGCAUUGCCUCACCAAUUUCAGCUAGCCAGAAGAAUUCACAGCCAGAUAAAGGAACAAAUGUGCAGAAUCCAACAAUUGAAAUACCGGUUGCGAGCUCUCGGCCUCCAGCUUUUGAUGAUGUUAUACAUGUUAUAAGGCACAGUAGCUUCCGUGUUGGCAGUGAGCAGCCAGUCAUGGAAAAAGUAGAAAUGGGUGUUCAAAAUGUGGAUGUUGGGAAACUCAUCAAUGUUGCGAGGGAUGAAUUAGAUAUGAGAAACAUGACUAGUCCAGUGACCCAUAAGUCGUCAAGUUGCUCUGAAGCUCUAAGUUCAAAAUCAAAUGUUUUGGAGUGUUCUGGUGUUAAAGAAAUGGAUGUUAGGAACUCUAUUUCUUCAUCUCGAAAAUGCGAUUCGCCGGAGCCUGCAAAGCCAAGCUCUUCUGUGACAGAAGAGGAGACACCAGCAAAGGAAACGUUGGAUGUCAAUUCUUUUAGGCAAAGGGCAGAGGCACUUGAAGGGCUUCUUGAAUUGUCUGCAGAGUUACUGCAGCAUAACCGAUUGGAAGAGCUCUCAGUUGUUUUGAAGCCUUUUGGAAAAGACAAGGUGUCCCCAAGGGAGACAGCUAUCUGGUUAGCCAAGAGUCUGAAAGGAAUGACGAUCGAGGAUUGUGGACGGAGUUCAUGAAGCAUUAUUUAUGGGGUAAGCAUUUUAUUUUUUGGUUUUUUUUUUCCUUGUUCAUUCACAUUGCUUUUCUAAUUGUUAGCUUCAUAAUUACCAUAUGCUCAUCUUCCUUCUCUUCCAUAUGAAUUUUUAAACAGAACAAGCAGGUCUUGUCUUUUCACCUCAUCCUGUAAUUCUUUUCAAUGCAUUUUGUUAUUUGUACAUAGUUGACAAUACGAAUUAAGUAAACUUGUCGUCUAGACAAAUGUAUGGAUGUGCUGUAGAAUUAGAACAUGCCGAAUGCAAAUCAAAGUGCAAUUUGUAAUGAUUGAACUUUUGUAAGUUUAUAGUCCGUUUGGCGU